GUGUCAUUCCUUAGUCAAACGAGUAACAGCGAGGCUGGGUUUGUUAUGAAGUGACAUCACCCUCCUCCUUUCCUUUCAGCCCUAUAGCCUUUCUCCUCCUCGCAUGCAAUAGUGAACGAUCGCGGCGCAGUUCAACUUCUUGGCGUUAAAUCGUAGGGGGCUGGGCAAAAACAUUUCACAAUGAACAACGGCUUCCUGAACAUGGCGUCUAUAGGAGAUUUCGACUCUCUUCACACCAAUAUCCCCGCCACCAGAGUUGAAAUCACAGUAUCAUGCAGGAAGCUGUUGGACAUGGAUACCUUCUCCAAAUCGGACCCACUCUGUGUGCUGUACACGCAAGGAGUCGGCAGCCAGGAGUGGAGAGAGUUUGGAAGAACUGAAGUCAUUGACAACACCCUGAACCCAGACUUUGUGCGGAAAUUUAUGCUGGACUAUUUCUUUGAGGAGAGGCAGAACCUGCGAUUUGACCUGUACGAUGUCGACUGCAAGAGCGCCAACCUGUCAAAGCAUGACUUCCUGGGACAGGCCUUCUGCACCCUGGGGGAGGUGGUCGGGUCGCUGGGAAGCCGGCUGGAGAAGCCCCUGGGAGGAUUUUUUGGACCAAGACCGUUUGCGGAUGGACGUACGCGGCUGGACCGAAUGUUAAGACAGAAAUGGUGCCAAGCUGGCCUGUUGUACAGGGGGAUUCCGGGGAAGAGGUGCGGGACGAUCAUCGUGAAGGCAGAGGAGAUCAACAACUGCAGGGAGCUGGUGCUGAUGCAGUUCUGCGGGAACAAACUGGACAAGAAGGACUUCUUCGGAAAAUCCGACCCUUUCCUCGUCUUCUACCGCAGCAACGAGGACGGGACGUUCACCAUUUGCCACAAGACAGAAGUGGUGAAGAACACACUGAAUCCUGUGUGGCAGGCCUUCAAGAUCCCAGUCAGAGCCCUCUGCAACGGAGACUACGACAGAACGAUCAAGGUGGAGGUUUACGACUGGGAAAGAGGCGGCAGGUCGAGCGACAGCCAAAUCGCAAGCCACGACUUCAUCGGAGAGUUCACCACCAGCUACAGGGAGCUGUCCCGGGGGCAGUCGCAGUUCAACGUGUACGAGGUGAUAAAUCCGAAGAAGAAAGCGAAGAAGAAAAAAUACCUAAAUUCUGGAACGGUGACGCUGCUGUCCUUCCUUGUUGAGACCGAGGUCACGUUCCUGGAUUACCUGAAAGGGGGGACGCAGAUCAACUUCACCGUGGCGAUCGACUUCACGGCCUCCAACGGUCACCCGGCCCAGCCCACGUCGCUGCACUACAUGAGCCCCUACCAGCUGAACGCCUACGGCAUGGCGCUCAAGGCCGUGGGCGAGAUCAUCCAGGACUACGACACCGACAAGAUGUUCCCGGCGCUGGGCUUCGGCGCCAAGCUUCCCCCGGACGGCCGCGUCUCCCACGAGUUCGCGCUGAACGGGAACCCGCAGAACCCCUACUGCGCCGGGAUCGACGGCGUGAUGGAGGCCUACUACCAGAGCCUGAAGAGCGUCCAGCUGUACGGCCCCACCAACUUCUCGCCCGUCAUCAACCACGUGGCCAGGUACGCCGCCUCGGUGGAAGACGGCACGCAGUACUUCAUCCUCCUCAUCAUCACCGACGGGGUCAUCUCGGACAUGGCGCAGACCAAGGAGGCCAUCGUCAACGCGGCUUGCCUUCCCAUGUCAAUCAUCAUUGUGGGCGUCGGCCCGGCGGAGUUUGACGCCAUGGUCGAGUUGGACGGAGAUGAGGUCCGGAUUACAUCGAGAGGCCGACGUGCGGAGAGGGACAUCGUCCAGUUCGUCCCGUUCAGAGACUACGUGGACCGGACGGGGAACAGCGUCCUGAGCAUGGCCCGGCUGGCCAAGGACGUCCUGGCCGAGAUCCCCGACCAGUUCCUGUCCUACAUGAGAACCAGGGGGUUCAAGCCUCAGCCUGCGCCCCCCCCAUAUACGCCACCGGGGGAGCUGCAUACACAGAUCUGACACACACACACACACACACACACACACACGAAUACACACAUACAUUAGGGUGACCAGAUGAGGGGAAAAAAUCGGGACAACGUCCACUCUGUGACCUAACAUAGGCCGUUGUACAAACUGAAAUGCGGACUUGUACAUGUUAUUAAUUUUAAAUGUAGAAACGUGAGUAAGCUGAAACUUAUUAUUUAUGCGCCACACUAUUUUAUUUUCUGAAAUUAAAAUAUGUUUUAUGUUGAAGUUUUUAACAUAAUAGCGUAAAUUUUUGUAGACGUUGUAGUCCUACAUGGUCAAGCUUCCGUCCAACGUUUCUCCAGCUUUCAAGAGAAUGGCGCGUAUUGAGUUUGAAGUUCGAGGCUGCUGUUCUUUGCCUGUCAGUCAGUCUGUUAGCUCCGCCCUCUGGCUCUGUCAUUGCUUGCCGUGUUAGCUCCUCCCUCUACUCACAACUUAAUGUGUGAUAGUUUCCUUUUAGAAAGGUUUCACUACCUGCGCAGGCUGAAUCAUCUUAAUCACUGCUAUUAUAAACGUUAUCAUUAUUACUUGUUUAAUUGUAAUUCAUUAAUAGGCCGAUAUUCACUGAGUUUGCUUUGUUCAGUUAAACAAUGCUGCGGAACACCUUUUUCUUUCAACUAGGCCGAGACAAAUGCAUUUUAAUUGCAUGUGAGUAAUUAUGCCAUUGAUAGAUUUUGACAAAAGAAAAAUCUCCCGCAAGGCUGCCUAACGACAUCAGAAUUUAAAGGCAAAAUCUGUCCAAUAAUCGAGGCAAACGCUGUCCUGACUGUAGAGGUGUCGGGACAAAGGACGCGUGCUCAAAAAUUGGGACCGUCCCGAUUUUUAAAAAUGUUUUAUCGGGACGUCUGGUCACCCUAACCACACACUUGGCGCGCUUGAUGGAGUCGGGGUCCGGGGAGCCCCCCUGCCUGCCCCUCUUGUGCUGUGGGGAGUCGGAGUGGGCGGAGCCGCUGGAAGCGCGCUCGCUUCCAUAUAAGGCGUUUCCUGGCCGUGACUCCGCCCCCAAAGACGGGGGACAGCCACAGGACAGAGGAGGACCAGGCCCGUCACUGCCCACCUCUGCGAAACCCUAUCGACUGUUGUAAAUAACCUCCGGAAUGCAUUCACGCGUUUCUCUCUUCUAUUUCUUCCCUUUCUUUGCUCUUUCUCUUUCUUCCUCUUCUCUCUCUCUCUCUCUCUGAAUGUUUACAUGUUUAUGAACAUUUCUACAGUUGGAAACUUUUAUAAUUCUAUUUAAAACUUUGGACUAACUGUAUUUCUUACGUUGCCGUAGCAACUGGGGUGACAGGUAGCCAUUUUUGUUUCAUUUUUAAACCAGCCGUAGUAAAGACUCCAUGGAGCAUGUGCAGUUGCUCUUUGCUAAGACGGUUGUGUAUCGAACCUUGCAGCGUGGUAAAAAAAAAACAAACAAAAGAACCUCCCCCCCACCUCUCUCUCUCUCUUCGUCUUUAAUUGUGCAAAGGUGAGAAGUGGUCACGGAUUCCUUUUUUUUUUGUUCAUGUGGAACAACGGAAACUCAGCUAGCCUUAAACUCCGUCGUCGUAACCGAACAGUAGCUACGCUCCGAUAGGAUUCGCAGCAAGGGCCCAAUUGUCAAAAACAACACUUUAAUUCAUUAUAUAAAAAUGUUCUGUCAUUUUGUCUUGACUGUAGCCAAUUGUAGUUUAACAACAAGUUUUUAAUAAGCUCAUCAUAUUUAAUUUUUUUUUUUUUAAUUAUUAUUGUUUUAAUGCGAGUAUUGUGAGCAUAAAGGCCUGAAUAUACCAAUUUGCCAAAACAUCUCGUCCGUUUGGUAUUCCGAUGUCUGGUCACGUACUUUGACGGGAGGUCACGUGGUUUUACCUGAGCUCUGAGCUGUGGUGCGAAAGCAAAACUUUAAAAGCCAAAAGGAAAAUGUCGUUCUCACUUUUUGAAUUCAUCACAUUUUUGUCGUUGUCGUACUCAGCACUGACGAUCACAAGAAGUCCACUGCUUGUAAUCUCACGAGAUCACGUGCCAUUUCUAAAAUCAGCCCUGUCUUGUCUCCCCCUGAGAGUGCCUGUACGAUAGUCGACGAUACCCUUUUUCUAUGUGCGUGCGUGCGCGCGUGUGUGUGGGUGUGUGCGCCUGUAUAUAUAGGCCUACACACAACAUGCAUAAGCGGAAUGAGAGGCUGGCUACUGUCGCCUUGCAGUGAGAUUUUUUUUUUCCUGUUUGAACCGGUUCCUUUUAAAAAAAAAAAAAACACACAAAAAAACAUUACCUAACGAAGGCAUUUUGAGACGAGCGUAUCAGCUCAGACUCCUAGCUGCGCACACUUCCACGCGCGCACAACCGCAAAAGUGCAUUUGCUGAAGCUGGGUGCGACUGUGUUUCCGCGAGCGCACUGAUUUAAACCAUCGGCCUUUAGAACUUCCCGUGCGUUCUUCGAAUCUCGGACGUCGUUUGCAAAGGUAUUGGAUCUGCUACUUGUUACUUUUUAUGCAGACGCGGACGAUAUUCGCACGUUUUGCCGGUAUUAAAACGUGCGAAUGUGGUUCGCCGUUUUUUUUUUUUCCAAGUCCCAUUACAUGUGACCGCAUGUGAGCCAAUCAGGUUUACUCUGACCGCCCAUGUGACCUUGCACAAUUUUGUUUACUGAUGAUAUCCAAAUAAUCAAAUGCUUGUAAUGUCUUAUAUUAACGUGCACUAAGGUUUGCAUGUGUGAUUUUAUGGGAGAUGCACCAGUUCUGUUUCUCUUUUGGUGAAAAAUGUGCAUUUCUUUGAUUAAGACAGUAAAAAAUGGCCUUAAAUUAUCACUGAAUUCUUGGAAUUGUGGAAUGCCUUCAGUUGUUCAGUGAAUCUCUUUUGUGUUAGUAUUCAGUUUAUUUUUAAUGUAUAUUUUCUUUGCACAACCUCAUGUAUGGAAAAUAAAUACACUGUUGUACUUUUGAAAAUAGUGAUUAACUGGCAAAAGCAUGACUGGAAGUAUAUAUCAAACCAUUGCCUGAUUGUCUGAUAAUCUAUAUUAUAACAAAAACUUUUUCUGUAACAAAAUAUCAAUUUUUAAAUAAACGUUCUUACUAAACACA
Anguilla rostrata (American eel) is the source of this 5048-nucleotide messenger RNA. RefSeq names its product copine-8-like. Gene Ontology annotation, biological process: cellular response to calcium ion. Gene Ontology annotation, molecular function: calcium-dependent phospholipid binding. Bases 181 to 1989 code for a protein of 602 amino acids. The record is from RefSeq and is a predicted model, not a curated record. Lineage: Eukaryota; Metazoa; Chordata; Actinopteri; Anguilliformes; Anguillidae. The transcript is spliced from 22 exons. Gene Ontology annotation, cellular component: plasma membrane.